UUAUAUUUGGCUACAGUAUCCUGGGCAUGUACCUGUUUGGGGGUAAGUUUUGCAAGUACACUGAUUCAGACGGCAUCGUCAGAGAAUGCAGCUGUGUAAUGAUAGUAACGAAAGACAAGAAAUGCGAAUGUGACAGAAAACACUUCAACGACAUCUUAUGGGCCACGGUUACUGUUUUCCAGGUAAGUUACUACAGUUCGAUGAAAAGUCUAAGAUCUAAUUCACCCCCAAUAAUUACGCACACGGCCGCGACUCCCCAGGAUUCACCCAGCACCACCCUAGACGACUACCCGGAAUUUAAAUACAACGUCAUGUGCAAUGAGCCGUGCCCCGUCGAUGAAAUUAUAAAUAUUGAGAAUAUAAACCGAUCAGCGAACAACAACGCGCCAGCAUUUCUUAAACCCCCAGCCUUGUCACCACCACCCUUAACUUUCCGACAAUUUGAAAAGCUCCCCGACGAUUCGAAGACAGUGUCAUCGAAAAUAAUUACGCAUAAUGAACGAAUUGGAUCAAAGACGACUACAUUUUCCGAAAAGGUAAGCAUUCCCGUUUCGAGUGCAAAUAAAGCUACAAACUCACAAAAUCAGCCACAGGAAAAACCGAAGAUACAACGCGGUUAUUCAUGGAAGCUUCGCUCGCGACCGAGCUUGAGAAGGAAAAAGAACAGAAGCGGUUCCGAUUCGGAAGCCGUGCCACUGAACAAUGGAAGAGAUCAUUCACAAUGUAACGGAGGCAACAUCACCAGACACAUAUCUUGGAUGCCAUCCCUGACAAGACAAAACUCGCUAAGUUCCCAAAACAUUCCUCAAAACAAAAUAAGUCCUCUGAGUUCUUCUUUUACAAAAAACAAUAGCCCCACUUUGCAAAGAAAAAAUAGUAGCAGCGCGGAACCGAAAGCAAUUAAUACAUUCAAAAGAACAUUUUUAGAUAAAUCAUUGCCGAAAAUCAACUUCGAAGAAGUAACUGCCAAGGCUGAACAAAAGGUUUCUAGGAUCAAACAGUUCCUUCUGAUGGUGGAACCUAAAGGGUGCAUGAAGGAAAGGGAGGAGUUUUCUUUGUACAUAUUUCCCCCAAAUAACAGAUUUCGCCAAUUUUGUCAUUGGUUGGUCGACCAAAAAUGGUUUGACAACGUGGUGCUGCUCUUCAUUGCGAUGAACUGUAUAACAUUAGCCAUGGAACGCCCAAAUAUACCCCCAAAAAGUACAGAGCGUUUAUUUCUUCAAUCCACAAACUAUAUUUUUACUUUCGUAUUUGCCGUUGAAAUGGGCGUCAAGGUUGUGGCUUGUGGUAUGUGUUAUGGUCCAGAUGCUUAUUUUACUUCUGGCUGGAACAUAAUGGAUGGUUCUUUAGUAAUAAUUUCCAUUGUGGACUUACUGAUGUCGUUAAUAAGCGAGUCGAGUCCUAGAAUUUUCGGAAUAUUAAGGGUUUUUCGCCUUCUUAGAUCUCUUAGGCCUCUGAGGGUCAUAAACAGAGCUCCUGGACUCAAGUUGGUAGUUCAAACAUUGCUUUCGUCUUUGAGGCCCAUCGGAAACAUUGUCCUCAUUUGUUGCACAUUUUUUAUCAUAUUUGGGAUACUAGGAGUGCAGCUCUUUAAGGGUUCGUUCUAUUAUUGUACUGGUAGAAACAUAACUGGUGUCAAAAAUAGAACAGACUGUUUAGCAAGACCAGGAAAUUCGUGGGUGAACCAAAAAUACAAUUUUGAUGAUCUUGGUAAAGCCCUAAUGUCCCUGUUCGUUUUAAGUUCAAAAGACGGCUGGGUCAACAUUAUGUACACAGGUUUGGACGCAGUAGGAGAAGACCUGCAGCCCAUUAUAAACUAUUCUGAAUGGAGGCUGCUCUACUUCAUCGCAUUCAUCCUCUUGGUCGGAUUCUUUGUUCUAAAUAUGUUCGUUGGAGUUGUUGUCGAAAAUUUUCACAGGUGUAGAGAAGAGCAGGAGAAAGAAGAGAGAGUCAGGAGAGCGGCCAAAAGAGCUUUGCAACUUGAAAAGCGCAGAAGAAAGAUGAAUGAGCCACCUUAUUAUAUCAACUACUCCCCUUGGAGAUUGUUCAUCCAUAAUGUUGUGACCUCCAAGUAUUUUGAUUUAGCUAUCGCGGCUGUCAUAGGUCUCAAUGUGGUCACAAUGGCCACCGAAAGUUACAAAAUGCCCGAAAUAUUGAACUACGUGCUCAAAAUCUUCAACUACUUCUUCACGGCAGUCUUCAUACUUGAAAGUACCAUGAAACUUACGGCUUUAGGAUUCAAAUUAUACCUAAAGGACAAGUGGAACCAACUAGAUGUAGCCAUUGUAAUCCUGUCAGUGGUAGGGAUCGUUUUGGAAGAGCUGAAAUCCAACAUAAUUCCAAUAAAUCCAACGGUCCUGAGAGUAAUGCGAGUGAUGAGAAUAGCAAGAGUAUUAAAACUACUGAAGAUGGCUAAAGGUAUAAGGGCACUCCUGGACACUGUAAUGCAAGCACUACCACAGGUGGGAAACUUGGGUCUUUUGUUUUUUCUUCUCUUCUUUAUUUUUGCCGCUCUCGGAGUGGAAUUGUUUGGAAGGCUGGAAUGCUCUGAGGAGCAUCCAUGUCAAGGUCUUGGAGAGCACGCCCAUUUUGCCAACUUUGGUAUGGCAUUUUUAACAUUGUUUCGAGUUGCUACGGGAGACAAUUGGAAUGGAAUCAUGAAAGACACACUUCGAGACGAUUGUGAUGAUGCAGCAGAUUGUGUUAAAAAUUGCUGCGUUUCGGCCGUCAUUGCUCCAUUGUUCUUCGUUAUUUUUGUACUGAUGGCGCAGUUCGUUCUUGUGAAUGUUGUCGUUGCGGUUCUUAUGAAACAUCUUGAGGAGUCCCAUAAACACCUCGAGGAUGAACAAGACAUGGACAAUCAGUUGGAACGAGAAUUCCAAGAGAAGCAAGAACUUGAAGAAAGAAGAGAACUCUGCUUAGCACUUCAAAUGGACUCGGAAUGUACCAAAUCACCAAAGAAAGCAUUAACCAAGGUGCUAUCUCUUCCGGCGAAUUUCACUUACAACCCACCAGGAUCAAAAGAAAGAUUAGAACGAAAACCCUCUAAACCCAGGGUACGCCGCCAGACCCUCCACAGUCAACAACCGAUCACAUUAAAUCUUGAAAAUCUAGAUGACAUCAAAGUAAUUGACGAAUCGCUGUCAGAUAUCAGCAAAAUGCUGGAUUUACCAUCAGUAAAGACACAUUCGGUUUCGAGAGAAUCCUUGACACUUGAUAAACCUUACGAAAUAAAAGAAAAACACGAAUAUGGUGAAAAGCAUCCAUCCAAGAACGUGAAUCAAAUGAAAGAUUUCAAUCGUUUAGCGUUACCGAUUGAACAGAAACAUGCGCACAAAAUGUACGGCAGCACAAAACAUCUAUUCCACAAACAGAAGUCGAUAGAGGACAACGACGAGUCAACGUUCCUGUUGACAAUCCCCUCCGUUUCAUUGAACACAACAGAAAGUGAAAUAGACAAUGAAAAAACUGAGAUAGAACUAACAGCGCCCAAAAUUUUCAAACACGACUCCCAAGAAAGUGUCCACAGGAUAAUUAAAGAAAGACGAAAGCUGGACGAAACCCUUAAGGAUGUCAAUCAACAUGACAUCUUCAACACCGCGCAGAGUAGUGAGGAAAGAGACUCGAGUAGAACUAGUGCCGAACAUCCGAGUAUAGAAGAAGAGGAAGAAGAAGAACGGAAAAGUGAUGAAGUCGAACACGUGUGUUGAUGGAAAUUUUUUUUUGUUUUUGUAUCAUAAUUUUUAUCACAAAUUAUUAUUGUUUAAUUCAUGUUAACAAUUUUAUUCAAGUGUACAUACUGCUGUAUAGAUAUAAUAACAAAUAAUAAUUAAUAUUUGUUGUGU
This is a messenger RNA of Agrilus planipennis (emerald ash borer), 3845 nucleotides long. RefSeq names its product voltage-dependent T-type calcium channel subunit alpha-1G-like. The annotation marks the transcript as partial. The transcript has 15 exons. NCBI's taxonomy places the organism in Eukaryota, Metazoa, Arthropoda, Insecta, Coleoptera, Buprestidae. Gene Ontology annotation, cellular component: neuron projection; plasma membrane; voltage-gated sodium channel complex. Gene Ontology annotation, biological process: neuronal action potential; calcium ion import; membrane depolarization during action potential. The record is from RefSeq and is a predicted model, not a curated record. Gene Ontology annotation, molecular function: low voltage-gated calcium channel activity; voltage-gated sodium channel activity.